AUGGUACCAUGGGAUGAUUCCUCGGAAGGAAGUCGAAGAUAUGUUAAAGGUUUAUCGGCUGUUGCAUGUUUCGAGAAAAACGGCGCGUUUGGAGAGGUGAACUUGGGAAAGUUAAAGCUUAAAACUGGAGAAGAAAUAGAAGUUGCCGUAAAAGUGAUCAAAGGCACUAAAGUAACCAAAACGCAAUUAUCGGCAUUUUUUGAGGAAGCAAAACUUAUGCGCCGUUUUGAUCAUCCGAAUAUAGUGCGUUUUUUUGGUGUGGCACCACAAGAAGAACCGAUUAUGAUCAUACUAGAGUUCGCAUCUGGUGGAUCAUUGAAGGUACCCCAUCGCUUGCAAUAA
Molecule: messenger RNA, 342 nt
Organism: Strongylus vulgaris
Lineage: Eukaryota; Metazoa; Nematoda; Chromadorea; Rhabditida; Strongylidae
Source: the annotation of a GenBank genome assembly